Molecule: messenger RNA, 2385 nt
Organism: Rhododendron vialii
Lineage: Eukaryota; Viridiplantae; Streptophyta; Magnoliopsida; Ericales; Ericaceae
Product: E3 ubiquitin-protein ligase XBAT33
Exons: 10
Coding region: 504-2027 (507 amino acids)
Biological process (GO): protein targeting to chloroplast
Cellular component (GO): chloroplast outer membrane
Molecular function (GO): protein binding; chloroplast targeting sequence receptor activity
Source: RefSeq, a predicted model, not a curated record
UACCGGCUGUGUGAAAUCCAAUGUCAACAGUCCCCCCCAGUCUCCACUUUCUUCUCCGUUUCAAAAAAGCAAAACCGGAAAAGAAAGGAAACAUCCAUCAGGCUACCAUCCAAAACCCAAACAUAGAAAACAUCUCUCUCUCUCUCUCUCUCUCUCUCUCUCUAGUCUCUCCUCUGCAAUCUAUAUACACACAUCUCCAGCUCUACAUAUAGUGAGAGAGAAACAAUCCACGUCAUCCCACCUCAAAUCCAAUCCCACCCCAAAUCCAUUUCUCCACGCCACCCACUCACUCCCUCCCCACCUUUCUCUCUCCCCUCAUGUCAUCCCCUCCAAUUUAAUCCCCCUGUUUUUGUUUUGAAACCUUUUGUUAACCGACGGUUGACCUAAUUCAUCCCCAUCCUUUACUAAAUUCCCCAUUUCAUUACACAAUUAGAUACAAAAUUCCAAACAGAGAGAGAGAGAGAGAGAGAGAGAGAGAGAGAGGGUGUAGAGGAGAGAGAGGGAUGGGGAAUUCGUUCGGGUGCUCGGCGUCGGGAGAGAGGCUGGUCUCGGCGGCGAGGGACGGCGAUUUGGUGGAGGCGAAGAUGUUGCUCGACUGCAACCCUUGCCUCGCCAAGUACUCCACCUUCGGAGGCCUCAACUCCCCUCUCCAUUUCGCCGCCGCCAAGGGCCACAACGAGAUUGUGGCUUUGUUGAUUGAAAAUGGAGCUGACGUGAAUUCGAGAAAUUACUGCGGUCAGACGGCGUUGAUGCAAGCAUGUCGUUACGGGCACUGGGAAGUUGUACAGACUCUCCUCCUCUUCAAAUGCAAUGUUACAAGAGCUGACUAUCUCAGCGGAAGGACAGCUCUCCAUUUUGCAGCUGUGAAUGGGCAUGUUAGAUGCAUAAGACUAGUUGUGGCUGACUUUGUUCCUAGUGCUCCCUUUGAUUUGAUAAAUGAUGUACCCGAGAGGGAGAAAACUGAUGCUUCCAAUAUUAGGAGCAAAUAUGACCAAAGCGCAUUAUCCAAGUUUGUAAAUAGGGCUGCCGAUGGUGGUAUCACUGCUCUUCAUAUGGCUGCAUUGAACGGUUAUUUUGACUGUGUACAGCUCCUACUUGAUCUUCAUGCGAAUGUCUCAGCUGUGACAUUUCAUUAUGGGACGUCAAUGGAUUUGAUAGGAGCUGGAAGCACCCCUUUGCACUAUGCUGCUUGUGGGGGAAAUAUGAAAUGCUGUCAGAUCCUUCUCGCAAGAGGUGCCAGUCGGAUGACUCUAAACUGCAAUGGGUGGCUUCCUCUUGAUGUUGCCAGGAUGUGGGGGCGUCAUUGGCUGGAGCCAUUGCUGGCACCUAAUUCUGACUCUACUGUUCCGCUGUUUCCUCCUUCUAACUAUUUAUCGUUGCCCCUCAUGAGUGUGCUUAACAUAGCUAGAGAGUGCGGGUUGCAGUCAUCAACAACUGGCUCUGAUGAUGUUGAGAUCUGUGCUGUUUGCCUGGAGAGAUCCUGCACAGUAGCUGCUGAAGGUUGCAGGCACCAGCUUUGCGUAAGAUGUGCACUCUACCUCUGCUCAACAAGCAACAUCCCUUCUUUAUUACAAGGCCCACCUGGGUCCAUUCCUUGCCCUCUUUGCCGACACGGGAUCGUCUCCUUUGCCAAACUCCCCGGAUCUCCAACAAAGGAAGUCAAACUCAGUCUGUCCCUUAGCCUCUGUACCCCGUGCAUGCUUCACUCCCGUGACUCGGAUCGUUCAACUCCUGAUAUACGAAAGAAUCGUGUAGCUUCUGUUUCACCCGAUAUCUUCUGCCCUGUCACUUGCAGUCCGUUUCCUUCAGUUAUCCCUAUGUGCGCUUGUAGUGAUGGACCAUGCCCCACCUGUGGACCACAUGAGGUUGAAGCACGAGAAGGAUCUCCUCAUCAAUCCCAGUCCACAACUGUAGACCAAGACAAACUGGAAAGAGUGAGGCUGGAGAAAACAAGCUGUUCGAGCCUGUUUUGGAGCAGAAGAAGCUGCAGCAGAGAGCACCAGUGCAAUUCAGAGAUUAACGCCUGACUAUCGUGCAUGAUUACUUUCUCAUAUCUCAUUGAAAGGAAUUUUGACAACGGCACUUCUCUGGUACUCUCUAUUCUGUUUUUGAUUAUGCUUCUAUUGGUUUGGUGUGUGGCGGGCGUGGCGGCAGUGAAUCCAGUUACGGGAUUUAGGCAUUUUUACCGCAUUUUUCAGAUUGCUUGGUUAAAAUAUCUCGCGAGCCUUGUAAAAAUUUGUAUGGUGGGGUUAUGGAUUGGUUGCAACUUGCAAAGCGAAAGUGAUAAAAGGUCUGCUUAUCAUUUUGUUAUAUAUGAUGGAGUUCCUUUGUAUAUGUCCUUUUCUCCUAUUUUCGCAUAUAAAGAUACAAUCUCUUGGCUAUAAA